CUCAUAUCUCCUUCCGCCCCGCAAAGAUCUCCGUUGAAUAGCUCUUCUUUGUGCCCAACAAUCCUUUGUUCAAUCUAUCUUAGAUCUGUUUUUUGUCUUCACCUUUUUUCCAACACAAAUUCCUCGCCUCUGGUCCUUGCACAUUCGUUCCCAUCGCCUGGUCCUAGAGCUCCGAUUGCUGCUCUCAUCUCCGAGAAGCUUCAUUCAACUGAGCCAACCCUCCGCCCGCCACAUAUACAACCUCCAGCUUCCGCCAUUAUGUCUGCUGAGAGCACGGAGUUGAAGGAGGAGCAGAUUCCCCCUCAGGAGGAGGGUCUUGACGAUGAGGAGGAGAUUGCCGCGAUGAAGCGCCGGGUCGCUGAGAUGGAAUCCGAGGCUGCCAAGUUGCGCGACAUGCAAGAGACGCUGGACCAGCAGUCAGAGGGUCUCCAGGAAAACAAAGAAGACAUUGAUGCGCGGAGUAUAUUCGUCGGAAAUGUUGAUUACGGUGCUUCGCCCGAGGAGAUCCAGGCGCAUUUCCAGAGCUGCGGUUCUAUCAACCGGGUGACUAUCUUGUUGGACAAAUUCUCCGGCCAGCCGAAGGGGUAUGCCUACGUGGAAUUUGCUGAGCCCAGUCUCGUGGCCCAGGCUUUGGUUCUGAAUGAGAGUGUCUUCCGUGGCCGCAACCUGAAGGUCACUCCCAAGCGUACCAACCUCCCUGGCAUGACCCGCGGUCGUGGACGGGGUGGAUUCCGUGGCGGCCGUGGGCGUGGUGGUCCCCGUGGCAGCUACCGGGGUGGAUAUCGGGGUCGGGGUCGUGGCUAUGCUCCCUACUAAGCGCCGUGGCUUAGCAAUGCAGCUUUACUCGAACAAUAUCACUUCUGGAUGCCCUAUGUCCGCAGGGACACGGGGACGAAGAGGGAUUGGGUGGGCACAAGAAAGGAUAUGGAUCAGCCCCACAACAUCUCAUCCGAAUGUCCCGGCGGCACUUGGCUUCCCAGUUCCUCUCGCUCUCUCUCUCUCCCUCUCUCUCUUUCUCUCCUGCAAGUUUUCAAAUGGGACAUGAACUGGUUGGUUCUCUCUGCCACUGGGUACAUCUGGGCCGGUGUAUGCGUGGCUUUGGAGUUGUGGGUCAAAUGGAUGUACAAUAACCGCCGGGCCCAUCAAGCGCGGCCCUCUUAUGAUGAUGGGGUGGCUUGGGGCAAUUUAGGAAAUGAUGGGGAUAUUAUUUUACUUUUUUGUAUCUGUCUUUCUUUUUUACACCAGAUAAUUGACAAUUAGAUAUAUCAGCUGAUAGUACUCCGUAU
Penicillium brasilianum is the source of this 1286-nucleotide messenger RNA. The record is from the annotation of a GenBank genome assembly. Lineage: Eukaryota; Fungi; Ascomycota; Eurotiomycetes; Eurotiales; Aspergillaceae.